UCACACAUAAUGUAUGACCGCGACCCCAUUGUGACCUCUUCACCUCCACCCCCGCGAGCAACAAUGUUGGAUGAUGAUAGCGACGUCGAGAUCAUCGGCGGCGAAUUUGUCACGCAACCUACCCAGCAAGUGUCUCCCGGCGCUCGAUCGCACUUCUUCGCUGGUACUCAACCUACCAUGCUCCUCACGCCGCAAACGAGCCGUGUCUCGCACCCUCCUUCGCAAGUGCAAGUAGCACGAUCUUCGCCCACCAUCGAUCGUACUCCGCCUCCCAAAUCCCAGGCGCAAACACAAAUACAACGUCCUUUCUUCAACCCUAUGGCACCUCCGGGGACGUAUAGCCACCUGCCACCCGCUGUUCCGCGUCGCGCUCCCAUAGAUCUGACUUCUGACGACCCUCCCGUCGAUCCAGACUCUGAAGAAGAAGAAGGCUUUCGAGGGUCUAACAUACCGCCUUCCAAGCUCGAGACACAGUCUCACUCGCACACCUCCCCUCGAGUCGAGGAAACGCCACAGAAACCGACAUUUGAUCUAUCGGGAUUUAGUUACAAUGCCGCCUUUGUCCGGAAACGACCCUUGGAGAGAUCGCCUCCGCCUGCCAAACGAGUCAAACAAACUGCUCCAUCUCGCGCUAUGCCGGUAGAUCUAACUCUGUCCGACAGCGAGCCUGAUAUCACCUGCCUCAACGAUAUCAAGGACAAGAUUAUGCGUGAGAAAGUGUGGAGACUCAGUGUUGUUCACUCCAGGAAAUCUGUGAAGCAGAUCUACGAUGCUCUCGUUAAAAAGCGGGGCAACGCAAACGACGCGGGUGAGUACCUGAUGGACUCUUCAGACGACGAGCUCGCAAAGGCAGCUGCCGCCCCGAAGAAAACACAACAGCGUGUGCUCCAGCAGCGACUUUCUAGUUUGGCAGAUCGGUAUUCGAACAAACAAGCACCUGCAUCACCUACUGUCGACCCGAGCCCUGAGAAGCCUAAGAAGAGAGGUCGAUUGAUUCGCGGUAGACGUAACCGCACUCCGUCCCCUACAUCAUCGCCCGAAAAGCCCAAGGCUGUAUCUCAUGCAAUUGAGGAUGACCAAGAAGAGGAAGCAAUUCUUAGUGAUUCCGACUCUGGCUCUGAUGCAGGCUCGGCAGAGGUUGAGGACACAUUCGACGCUAGCAAUCUGAUCAAAUUCUUCAAUACUUGUACAGUCAAAGAGAUGGCUGAUCUCUCUGGACACAAAGAGGAGGAUAUUGCUCUGAUUUUCGAGCACCGUCCUUAUAAUUCUUUGGCGGCUAUUGAGGGAAUACACGUUGAUCACCGAAAACCAGCGGUCGGAAAGAAGUCUCGUAAGCCCAAUUCCACUUUUGGUGAGAGGCUCGUGGAAUCAGCGCGAAGCAUGUGGAGUGCCUAUGAAACCAUUGACUCGGUCGUUAAGAGCUGCGAAGCCCGUGGACGACCUAUGGUGACUGCGAUGUCUCGCUGGGGAAUCGACAUAUUUGGCGGUUCUACUGAUGGCGAAGUUGCCGCUACUGAGCUUGUCGAGGAUAGCGACACCGGCGAUUCUGGCUACCAAAGUGCCCGUAGCAAUCGAGACUCGGAUGACAAUACCCACAAGCUUCGAAAAUCCUUGAAUCGCACCAAACUGAUCAAAAAACCAUCAAUCAUGAAUGAUGACAUUGAGUUGAAGGAUUAUCAGCUUGUGGGACUGAACUGGCUUAACCUGUUGUGGAACAACAGCAUCUCCGGUAUUCUUGCAGACGAUAUGGGUCUGGGUAAGACUUGUCAAGUCAUCUCUCUCCUAUCACAUCUCAAGGCAACCUCGCAACCUGGUCCUCAUUUGGUGGUGGUCCCUGGAUCAACCCUAGAGAACUGGGCUCGAGAGUUUCAACAUUUCUCCAGCACUAUCAAUUUCGAGAUUUACUAUGGGUCACAGAGCGACCGUGCGAACAAGCAAGACGAUAUAUUGGAACAGAUCAAGGAGGGCUUCGUCGAUGUUGUUCUGACCACAUAUGAUCUCGCCGUGAAACCAUCGGACAACAAAUUUCUACGCAAAUGCAAACCGCAAAUGUGUAUCUUUGACGAAGGCCAUAUUUUGAAGAACUCGACAACACAGCGAUAUAAAAAUCUCAUGAAAAUUCAAGCGAGGUGCCGUCUGUUGUUGACUGGUACACCUCUCCAGAACAGUCUUCAGGAGUUGCUGUCCAUCUUGGCUUUUUUGAUGCCAGAUAUUUUCGACACGGACGAAGUUCGAGAGGGCGUUGCAAUAGCCUUCAAACACAAGGUCAGGGUCACAGAAAGCGAUUCACACGAUACGCUAUUGUCGACUCAGCGCAUCAACCGGGCCCGGUCCAUGAUGACACCGUUUGUGCUCCGACGGAAGAAGGCGCAGGUGCUUAAGCAUCUGCCAACGAAGACUUGCCGUGUCGAGUACUGCGAGCUUACGCCAAUCCAGCAGAAAAUAUACGAUGACCAGCUCAAGAGGCUGGAACGUGUUGCAGACAAGCCAGCAAAAGAGCACACGAAUGUGAUAAUGAAGCUCAGACAAGCAGCUAUCCAUCCCCUCCUGUUCCGCGAGCGUUACGACAACACUAAGAUCGCCAAAAUGUCCAAGGCAUGUUUGAAAGAAGAAAUGUUCUGCCAAAGCAACCCGGAUGUGAUUUACGAGGAACUCGAGCUUUAUCAAGAUUACCAGUGUCAUUCGCUGGCAGCAAAGUACCCGGCUCUCAAACGAUUUCAACUAAAAAACCACGAGUGGAUGGAUUCCGGUAAAGUCGCCAAACUCAUUGAGCUCCUCAGAAAGUUCAAAAAUGACCGUACCCUCAUCUUCUCUCAGUUUACGUCCGUGAUGGACAUCCUCCAAUGGGUGCUCGAUGACGAGGGUAUUGCGUACUCUCGUAUUGACGGCUCCACGGCGAUCAGCGACCGCCAACCACUCAUUGACCAGUUCUACGAGGACGAGUCAAUUCCGGUGUUCAUGCUCAGCACGAAAUCUGGAGGUGCCGGCAUCAAUCUUGCGUGUGCGAACAAGGUCAUCAUCUUUGAUUCAUCCUUCAAUCCGCAAGAUGACAUUCAAGCGGAGAACCGGGCUCACCGCGUUGGUCAGACCCGCGAGGUCGAAGUCGUCCGACUCGUCACUAAAGGCACCGUCGAGGAGCAGAUCCACGCUUUGGGCAUCAGCAAACUCGAGCUCGAUAAAAUGGUAUCAGGGGAAGACGCCGGGGCUGCCACUGCCACCAAAGGCAAGAAAAAGAGUGAUGACGCUGCUGGCGGUGUGAGCGCUGCGGAAGCAAUCGGCAUACAGGCCGUCGAAAAGAUGAUGCGGCAGCAAUUGGAGAAGAAGAAAGAGGAGGGUAAACCCGAUGACGAUGUGAAGAAAGCGGACAUCAAGGAGCAGUUCCUUGAGGGUCUAGUUCAGGCUGGUUUAGAUAUGAGCGCGGCUUAA
This is a messenger RNA of Periconia digitata, 3426 nucleotides long. The record is from the annotation of a GenBank genome assembly. NCBI's taxonomy places the organism in Eukaryota, Fungi, Ascomycota, Dothideomycetes, Pleosporales, Periconiaceae.